AUGAAGAUCGCCUUGGCUACUCUCCUUGUCGUGGCUGGCACAGCCAUUGCAGAUCCGGCUGCCAUGCAAGCCCGGCGGCCUCCGGAGCCUGGCUCAAAAUCAGCCCGCGAGCUUCUCGAUCUGGUCCAAAAUGGGUUACAGACCUGGGGCUUGGCGGGCAGCGUCAACGCUCUCAACGGAAACCCUAACGCUCCAUUGCGCAACAUGCCUGGUGGUAUGUCUGAGCUAAAUCGGCCCCGUCCCCCGAAGCAGGUCGGCGUGCCUGGAACACCAGGCAACCCCCUCGGGCCUCGCAAGAAGCAAGGGCGAAUCUACUCGCGUCGCAAGUCAUGCAUGAGGAAGCGCGCCAUGCGCUGCCCAGCCGGCACAACCAUGACCAAGAAGACGACCAAGUACCCGAAACUCCGCCUUAACGGACGAAGCGGAGCCAUGGUCGCGUUUACGACCCUUUCGCCUUAUGCUCAUGAUAUCCUGGCAGCGGUCAAGAAUUGGGACAACCCAGUUGGCAAGGCCGUAGCGUGGUUUGAUGGGGCGAUGGCAGAUCUUCAGGAAGCCAUUGGAGGAAAGAAUGUACCCGAGAUCAACGGCAACGAGCUCAAGCUAUGGCUGAUUUGCCUUUUUAGAAGCGAUAACCCAAGACAGCCAGACGCCGUUGACAAGGCAUGCCAGCGCCGUAAAAACGCGCCUACAGAGGAGCAGAAGCAGCAGCAGGCGGUUGACGGUCUAAAUCAGGUUUCAGAAGUAUGCGAGGCGGUUGAGGUGGACCCCCCCUCAGAUAAAAACUUAGAAACCAAGGUGUUGAGGUCCUGUAGCAAAUUUGCCGAGAGCCUGGAGAGCAUGGUCGAUGCCAACGCGGGACUAGUUCUAAUGGGAGAGGUGGCUCGCGCUCGAACGCUCAACAACCAAGAUAUCGGAGACUUCGACCAGACUAUGGUCGAAGAGUUCAUCGAAAAAGGUGCAUUCGGCCCAGCUACAAACCAAAUGGAAACGAGUGAGAUCGCCUCUCUGUACCUGGCUCACAUGUCUGCCUAUAACAUCGUUGAAGUGGAAGAUGAUACCUCUAGGGUGAUGAUCAACCACGACAAGCCGCCGGUGUUUCUCGAGUUGCUACAGAUGGAAGCGUCUUUUAUUCCAGAAGACAGAGCCGACGUGACCCAGGCGCUGCUGCUAAUCGAUGGCAGCCCCCAUCUUCGCCUGUUUGAUACAGAGGGAAGGAUGACUAUGGAGCCGGUCGAGACUUGCUGGGACCAGGCGAGCUUGUUGGCGUUUCAGCCUCCUGAGUGGGAUAAGGUUGCUGCGGGCAUCGUUUAUCUAGAGCGUAAGGUGCGGGAGACCGGCAGCGACCUCGCGUGCGCACCGUGCAUCGCGCGCUCGGGCUCCUGGGUGCUGCGUUGCGGAGCAGCCGAACCCUAG
Messenger RNA from Beauveria bassiana ARSEF 2860, 1413 nucleotides. RefSeq lists its product as uncharacterized. The transcript has a single exon. Bases 1 to 1413 code for a protein of 470 amino acids. NCBI's taxonomy places the organism in Eukaryota, Fungi, Ascomycota, Sordariomycetes, Hypocreales, Cordycipitaceae. The record is from RefSeq and is a predicted model, not a curated record.